This is a messenger RNA of Scaptodrosophila lebanonensis, 1608 nucleotides long. RefSeq names its product clavesin-1. Bases 206 to 1204 code for a protein of 332 amino acids. Gene Ontology annotation, molecular function: phosphatidylinositol bisphosphate binding. The record is from RefSeq and is a predicted model, not a curated record. The transcript is spliced from 3 exons. Gene Ontology annotation, cellular component: membrane. NCBI's taxonomy places the organism in Eukaryota, Metazoa, Arthropoda, Insecta, Diptera, Drosophilidae.
GUCUCGUCGUCGUCGUCGCCGUUGUGUGGAGCUGGAACGGAAAUAAAGUUAACACAGCAUAAAAAAACAAUCUAUAUAUACUUGUAAAGCUAGGCUUGCCUCUUCACACUAUUAAACCAACCAGCAUAUUUAUAUAAUAUUUGCGACUUGUGAAACUAAGCGCGUGUGCAGACUAAACGAGAAAUAUCAUUUUGAUAGCCGAAAAAUGCUGGAAACCGAAGUGCUUCAACAACCCAAUCUGAAUGGACCUGAGUCGAGCGCCACCGACUAUGAUCCGUAUGUGUGCCCGCUGAGCGCUGAGAUGAAAGUUGUGGCCAAGGAGGAGUUGCAUGAGGAUGAGAACAUUCGCCGCCAGGCACUCGCACAGUUCCGCGAGUGGAUUGCCAAGCAUCCGAACAUCAAGAAGUGCCGCACUGAUGCCGUCUUUCUGUUGCGGUUCCUUCGCACCAAGAAGUUCUCGGUGCCAGCGGCCUGUGAAAUGCUCGAGCGCUACCUGACCAUACGUCAGCUGUUCCCGCAGUGGUUCCAGCGUUUGGAUAUUGAUGACCCGGCCAUCAACGAGAUCUUUGAUAAUGGCUAUUUGGUGCCGUUGCCGCAACGCGAUGCCCUUGGACGGCAGGUGAUUUUCUCGAUUGCUGGAAAGUUUGAUCCCUACAAGUUCACCUCGGUGCAAAUGGCCCGAGUACAUUCGCUAAUCUGUGAGGCAUUGCUGGACGAGGAGGACUCCCAGGUGGCCGGCUACGUGUACGUGAAUGAUGAGAGCGGCAUGAACAUGGGCUUUGUCAGUCUUUGGUCACUGACCGAUCUGCGUAGCAUUGUCAAAUGCAUUCAGAACUCUACGCCCAUGAGGCACAAGGAGACCCACUUCGUCAAUAUCCCACACUAUGCCAAUCGCAUCAUUGAACUGGGCGUCUCCAUGCUAAGCGACAAGCUGAAGAAGCGCAUUAUUGUCCACAAGAACGUGGACGUGCUGAAAACGAAAAUGGAUCCCGCCAUUUUGCCAAAGGAAUAUGGCGGCACUAUGCCUCUUGCCGACAUGAUCAGUGAAUUCAAAAAGAAGCUGCAGAAACGUCGUGCCGCCAUCCUAGCCCUGGACGAUAUGCAGAUUGAGAUCACCAAGGAGGCGGCCAAUUUCGCAGGCAACGAUAUUGGCGAUCUCGAUGCUGGGGUUGUGGGCAGUUUUAGAAAGCUCGAAGUGGACUGAGCUACGUUUCCGCUCUGCUUAUAGACUAAGUUAGGCUAGGCCAUAAUACCAUUGAGACAUUUGACAACACGCGCGGACAUACUAGACACGUACAUGCAAAAUUGUCAUAUUUAAUCACACACUAUAUAUCUCUAAAUUAUAAAACAAUAUUGGGUACGCAGAGUUAGAGGGCAGGGGAAGUUUAUGCCGGGCCCUAUAUAUAUGUUCUGUGUACAUAAAAGGUUGGCUCGCGAUCCUCCAGCAGGAACCCUGUAGCUUCGUACUAAACAACCAAAAUCCAUGGACAGCAGCUGCAUUACGAGUUCUAGCUGUAAGUUUGUAUGUACUCGUAUGUAAUAUCCAUCUAUGUAACUAUGCUAUGUGUAUGUCUAUUUAAUAAUAUAUGCGUUGAUAUUGAAUUUCAA